Molecule: messenger RNA, 468 nt
Organism: Fraxinus pennsylvanica
Lineage: Eukaryota; Viridiplantae; Streptophyta; Magnoliopsida; Lamiales; Oleaceae
Source: the annotation of a GenBank genome assembly
AUGUUUUCAAGGGUUUCAGUCCCCAUAUUGGGACUUCUUCUGCUCUUAUGUGCAUCAGCAUUGGCAGCAGAUUCAAAGUUGAACACACUAUACAAGGAUCUGAACCAGCCGAUGAAUACUCGUAUAAAGGUUCUCAUGGACCAAAUGACCCUCGAAGAGAAAAUCACUCAGAUGGCACAGAUUGAUCGAUGUGCUGCCACAGCCGAGAUCAUGAGACAUUACUCCAUCGGCAGCCUCUUAAGCGGUGGCGGAAGCGUUCCACAUGAACAAGCGAAGGCUGAGGAGUGGGUCGAUAUGGUGAAUGGCUUUAUGGGAUUGAAGCUGUUCAUGGUAUGCAGAGAUCCAGAAUGGGGAAGGUGUUACGAGAGUUAUAGUGAAGAUCCUAAAAUCGUUCAAGAAAUGAUAGAAAUCAUUCCUGGUUUACAAGGAGAUAUCCCUGCCAACUCAACAAGGGCGUUCCUUAUGUAG